This is a messenger RNA of Didymella exigua CBS 183.55, 594 nucleotides long. RefSeq lists its product as uncharacterized. The transcript has a single exon. The record is from RefSeq and is a predicted model, not a curated record. The coding region runs from base 95 to 403 and encodes 102 amino acids. Lineage: Eukaryota; Fungi; Ascomycota; Dothideomycetes; Pleosporales; Didymellaceae.
CCUGCAGGAGAUUCAACGAUUUGGACGACUUGCUCCACUCUGGGCUUGUAGCCAUACACACGUAAGUGCCUCGCACAUAUAUACCCCUCCAGUUAUGUGUCGGCAUUAUAGGUUUGAUCAACUCCUGGAUGAACCUAGCAGGCGGGCGAACGAUGGAGGAUGUGCCCGGUUCCGCACCCGUGAUCGAUACGUCUUAUCGCGGAGGAGAACUGCAACAGUGCUAGCCUUAAGCUCGCCAAUAUCGACCUCCCUGGCCUCGACGCGCAAUGCUGAAAAAGAAGAAGUUGGACCCGAGGUAGCGAUCUGCACGUGUGCAGACAGGCAGUUGCGUCCAAAGCAUGUUGGCGAGCUAACGAUCAACCACUCGAACUUUGACAAGCUUUUAGCCUGCAGCAUCUGCUGAUUCUUGCGCAUAUCACGACGCUGUCAAAACCUUCGAGAAAGCUUCGCUGAAAUCCCUGGACCUUGCAUCUCGCAGCAAUACGAAGGAUUGGGUCCCGAGGCUUGGUUGGCUGGGAGAGCGGCUAGCGGACGCUAAUUUUACCGGUUGCGAUGGCUCGGCAUUUUCUUUUCGAAUACCACCAACUAACUCUC